AUGGAUUCCCACGCCAAACACUCUUACCGAUCCAUCAUCUUCAGCUCCAUCGUCCUCUUUGUGGCUUUUUUUGCUGCCACACGGUGGUAUACACCCACCAACUCACAAUCUCCAGUGGCGGUGAAGACAAAUGCCGUCCUCAUCAACCCCUUGACGGCAGAUUUGCGUGAGUUGCGGGGCGCACUGGACAAUGGAACCUUGCAAAGCGUUGACCUGGUACGGUUGUACACCGACCAGAUCCAGAAACAUGACAGCUAUCUGAAGGCCAUGAUCAGAUUCAAACCGUUGCAGAGUGUCAUCAAAACUGCGGAGAAGCUCGACAAGGAACGGUCAGAAGGGAAAGUCCGAGGGCCUCUGCAUGGCAUCCCCAUUGUCAUCAAGGACAACAUUGAUACUCACCCUGACCUUGGUUUCCAGACCACUGCCGGGAGUUACGCGCUCGUGGACUCUUGGCCACGGAAAAAUGCCAAGAUAGUCGACCUGCUGAUUGCUGCCGGGGUGAUCAUCCUCGGCAAGACGAACCUGAGUGAACUGUCAAACUACAAAGGGGAAAAUAUAACAAGUGGUUACUCUGCGGUCGGCGGCCAAGUCCAGUCUGCGUACACACGCGGCAAUGUUGACCCAGACGACGGCUCAGACGGCCACAGCAACCCUUCUGGAUCGUCUUCUGGCUCAGCCGUUGCAGUCUCGGCAGGCUACAGUCCUUUCUCUAUCGGCACCGAGACCGACGGCUCGCUCAUCGUGCCGGCAGGCAGAGCUGCCCUGUACACCAUCAAGCCAACCAUUGGCCUCGUCCCGCAAGCUGGGAUUGUCCCUAUUUCGGCCACUUUCGACUCGGCCGGUCCCAUGGCCAAGACGCCCUAUGAUAUGGCGGUACUCCUCGAUAUGAUCAUCGACCCAGAGCAGAGGCCUGAACAGAGCUACACGUCUGUAUUGACGGGAAGCUGGAGUGACAUCUCUGUUGCAACGCUGGAUCCCGAAGUUUGGAACUUGUCGAGCAACUGGAUGCGGCCAGUCGAAAGUGCCACGCAGCAAAUGAACCGAGAGAUCCGUCAAGCAUAUGCCAAAAUCGAGGUAUUGGCCAAAUCGUACGCUGGCAACGUGCCUUUAAUUCGCCACGACGCCUUGAUCCUGAACGGCAAAAACAGCGAGCAUGUGGUUGCAGCUGCCGACUUUGUCCGAGAUAUCAAUGCCUACCUCGCAACUCGAGUCAACUCCACGGUCCGAAAUCUCCAAGAGCUGAUAGACUUCAACGAACGACACGCCGAGCUGGAACUUCCUCCCUAUUCCCCGAACCAAGACCGGCUCAGACGAGCGUACCAGCAAUCACUCACCGCAGACGAAUACAACGAGCACUUUGAACACCUCCGACAUGUGGCCCGAGACCAGGGGAUCGAUUUCGUUCUCGACACGUAUGGAGUCGAUGUGAUCAUGGCACCAGCGGACAGCCUGUUAAUUUCCUACGCGGCCUGCAGCGGGUACCCAAUCGCUACAUUGCCACUAUCAUAUCUCGACUACAAUGGCCGACCCUUUGGGCUUUCGGUAAUUGCGCGUGCGAAUCAGGAAGCCCUGUUGAUCAAAGUCCAGAGCGCCUGGGAGGCGACAUUCGGCCCCCGGAAACCGCCUGCAGGCAUGAAUGGCACAUGA
Fonsecaea erecta is the source of this 1647-nucleotide messenger RNA. RefSeq lists its product as hypothetical. The coding region runs from base 1 to 1647 and encodes 548 amino acids. NCBI's taxonomy places the organism in Eukaryota, Fungi, Ascomycota, Eurotiomycetes, Chaetothyriales, Herpotrichiellaceae. The record is from RefSeq and is a predicted model, not a curated record. The transcript is spliced from 10 exons.